Bactrocera dorsalis (oriental fruit fly) is the source of this 2107-nucleotide messenger RNA. RefSeq names its product craniofacial development protein 2-like. The transcript is spliced from 2 exons. Gene Ontology annotation, molecular function: catalytic activity. The coding region runs from base 275 to 1198 and encodes 307 amino acids. NCBI's taxonomy places the organism in Eukaryota, Metazoa, Arthropoda, Insecta, Diptera, Tephritidae. The record is from RefSeq and is a predicted model, not a curated record.
GGAAAACGAAAACACAAGGAGGGGAACAGCUGAUGGAUCAAAAUAACAACGGCAGAAAAAGAAAAACACAAAUUAACUGCACGUUUGUUAUGAGGGGAAAAAACCAAACAAUUUUGCAAAAUUGGAAAACACAAAAGGUUUGGUGUCCACUUAGGUGGUUAAUCCUCCUGGAACGUCCCACACAACAACCAACCUCACACAAUAUAAAAAACUAGAAAUUUCGGGAACACAGCAAAAACACGUCUACUUCACACGAAUGUAACUUUAAUGUCGGAUGAGAGACCCCCCUUUUGAUGAGGACCAUGGCAAACGAAAUAAGGACUACGAAUUAAGGGCAUGCACCUGGAAUAUCCGGUCUCUUAAUUGGGAAGAUGCCGCUGCCCAUCUGGUUGAUGUCCUCGUGAAAAUAAAGGCUGACGUCACCGCCGUCCAAGAAAUGCGAUGGACGGGACAAGAACAGAGACAAGUAGGUCCUUGUGGCAUUUACUACAGUGGCCAUAUAAAGGAGUGCAAGUUUGGAGUUGGAUUCGUGGUGGGAGAGAGACUCCGUCGCCGAGUAUUCUCAUUCACUCCAGAGAAUGAACGUCUAGAUACAAUCCACAUCAAAGCGAGGUUCUUCAACAUAUCGCUGAUUUGCGCCCACGCCCCAACGGAAGAGAAGGACGAUGUGACCAAAGAUGCCUGUUAUGAGUGCUUGGAACGCACUUAUGAGAGCUGCCCCCAACACGAUGUCAAAAUCGUGCUUGGCGACUUCAACGCCAGGGUGGGCAAAGAAGGUAUCUUUGGCACUACGGUCGGUAAAUUCAGCCUCCACGAGGAAACAACCCCAAAUGGGUUGAGGCUGAUCGACUUCGCCGGGGCCCGAAAUAUUAUUAUUUUUAGUACUAGAUUUCAGCAUAAGAAGAUUCAUCAAGCUACCUGGCGGUCUCCGGAUCGAAAAACCACCAACCACAUCGAUCAUUUUGUGAUAGACGUAGGACACGUCUCCAGUGUUUUAGAUGUGCGUGUGCUCCGAGGUCCUAACAUCGACUCAGACCACUAUAUUGUUGCAGCCAAGAAUCGCACCCGCCUCUGUGCAGCAAAAAACGCACUCAAACAAACAAAAGGAAGGUUCGACUUCGAGAAGCUGCAAUCACAACGGACAGCCGAACGAUUUUCUACUCGGCUUGCACCCCAGCUGUCUGAGAGCACUCGUUAACAACUCGGUAGAAACAAACUGUGGGACAGCAAUUCAAACUCCUUACGUACUGCUGCAACCGACACCAUUGGUUUUUGGAAAAUGUAAAAGAACAACUGGCGCGAGGAGAAGUGCCGUGUUGUAGCGGAAAGAAAACAGGCUGCCUACCUCGCAACGUUGCGUUCGACCACAACAAGCGCGGAUGGGAUAGAUACCGAGAGUUGAAAAGGGAAGCGAGACGCAUUUGCAGACAGAAAAAGAAAGAGGCCGAAAUGCGUGAGUACGAAAAAACUUGAUCAACUGUCCGACUGUGGUAAUGCUCGAAAAUUCGAUUGGAAUUUAAAUGUGCUAUGCUCAAUCCAUAAAAAAGGAGACCCCACCAUCUGCGCAAGCUACCGUCGGAUAAGCCUCCUCAACAUCGCAUUUAAGGUUCUAUCGAGCGUAUUGUGCGAAAGAUUAAAGCCCACCGUCAACAAACUAAUUGGACCUUAUCAGUGUGACUUAAGACUUGUCAAAUCAACAACCGACCAGAUAUUCACCAUGCGCCAAAUCUUGGAAAAGACCUGUGAAAGGAGAAUCGACACACACCACCUCUUCGUCGAUUUCAAAGCUGCUUUCGACAGCACGAAAAGGAGCUGCCUUUAUGCUGCGACGUCCGAAUUUGUAUCACCGCAAAACUUAUACGGCUAUGUAGGCUGACGUUGAGCAACACCAAAAGCUCCGUCAGAAUCGGGAAAAGGACCUCUCCAAGCCGUUCGAUACCAAACGAGGUUUAAGACAAAGCGAUUUCCUAUCGUGCGACUUUUUCAACCUACUUCUGGAGAAAAUAGUUCGAGCUACAGAACUAAAUAGAGAAGGUACCAUCUUCUAUAAGAGUGUACUACUGCUUUCUCCAGACUGGACAAAGAAGCAAAACAAAUGGUGCUGGUA